Molecule: messenger RNA, 2245 nt
Organism: Notothenia coriiceps (black rockcod)
Lineage: Eukaryota; Metazoa; Chordata; Actinopteri; Perciformes; Nototheniidae
Gene: ddx4
Product: DEAD (Asp-Glu-Ala-Asp) box polypeptide 4
Exons: 20
Coding region: 1-2037 (678 amino acids)
Molecular function (GO): nucleic acid binding; RNA helicase activity; ATP binding
Source: RefSeq, a predicted model, not a curated record
AUGCUUACUCUGCUCACACAGAGGGAGGGAGUGUUAAGGAAUGCCAGUGGGCAGACAGCAGCAGACCUGGCCCACGCUCACGGCUUCCUCGACUCUUUCUGCUUCCUCUCCAAGACCAAGAAGCUGCUGCAGCUGCACGUGAGGGGGGGGGCGAAUGGAGAAAGCCCCCCCUGUGGUCCGGGCCUGCUCAGCAGGAAGAGGCUACUGACAGCCGGGGACAGCAGGGACCUGAAGAAAGCCCGGGGGGACAUGCUGGUGCAGAUGCCGGUUGGAGGUGAGGAUCUGGAGAGCGUUACCAUGGAGUCCGUCCCGGAGCUCCUCUCAGGUGGUGGAAAUUCAGAAGACGGGAGUGGAUUUAGAGGCAGAGGCGGUGGAAAAGGGUUUGACAGGGCGGAUUGCAGUGAAUCCAAUGGAGAGGAAGGUGGAGGGUUCGGAGGCGGUAGCCGAGGAAGAGGCGGCAGAGGAGGUUUCCGACAAGGUGGAGACGAUGGACCCAGAGGAGGAGGCUCAGGAGGAGGCUACCGAGGGAGAGAUGAGGAUUCCUUUACUCGAGGCGAUUCUAAAGAUCCAGAAAAGAAAGAUGGCGAAGAAGAAGAAAGACCAAGGGUGACGUAUGUUCCUGAAGCACUCCUCGAAGAUGAAGCAUCCAUUUUUGCCCAUUAUGAGAAAGGCAUCAACUUUGCGAAGUAUGAUGACAUCACAGUGGAUGUCGGUGGAAGUAACCCCCCGCCGGCUAUCAUGACUUUUGAGGAGGCAGCAUUGUGCGAGUCACUUAGAAAAAAUGUCAGCAAAACUGGUUAUGUGAAGCCCACCCCCGUUCAGAAGUAUGGCAUCCCCAUCAUCUCUGCUGGCAGAGAUCUCAUGGCCUGUGCCCAGACUGGAUCUGGUAAAACGGCUGCUUUCCUCCUGCCUAUCCUGCAGCAGCUGAUGGCAGACGGCGUGGCAGCGAGUUCCUUCAGUGAGCUGCAGGAGCCCGAGGUCAUCAUCGUGGCCCCCACCAGGGAGCUCAUCAAUCAGAUUUACCUGGAGGCCAGGAAGUUUGCCUUUGGGACAUGUGUGCGUCCAGUUGUGGUUUAUGGUGGAGUCGCCACUGGACACCAAAUAAGAGACGUUCUGAAAGGGUGCAAUGUGCUGUGUGGAACACCUGGGAGACUGCUGGAUGUCAUUGGAAGAGGAAAGAUUGGCUGCAGUAAGCUGCGGUACCUGGUGAUGGAUGAGGCUGACCGGAUGUUGGAUAUGGGCUUUGAGCCUGACAUGCGUCGCCUAGUGGCCUCGCCUGGCAUGCCUACCAAAGAGAACCGGCAGACUCUAAUGUUCAGCGCCACCUUCCCUACGGACAUCCAGAAGUUGGCGGCCGACUUCCUGAAGACUGACUAUCUGUUCCUGGCUGUGGGUGUGGUGGGCGGAGCCUGCAGUGAUGUGGAGCAGAAGCUUGUCCAAGUCACAAAGUUCUCAAAGAGGGAAAAGCUGCUUGAUGUCCUCAAAACAACUGGAAAUGAACGCACCAUGGUUUUUGUGGCGACCAAGAGACAAGCUGAUUUCAUCGCCACUUACCUGUGCCAAGAGAAUGUUCUGACCACCAGCAUUCAUGGUGACCGUGAGCAGCGGGAACGAGAGCAGGCCCUGGCAGACUUUCGCUCCGGCAGACGGCCAGUCCUGGUGGCCACCUCUGUAGCUGCCCGGGGUCUGGAUAUUCCAGAUGUGCAGCAUGUGGUCAACUUUGACCUCCCUGAUAACAUCGACGAGUAUGUCCACCGCAUUGGUAGAACCGGUCGCUGUGGGAAUACUGGGAGGGCCUUGUCCUUCUAUGACCCAGAAGCUGAUGGCCAACUUGCCCGCUUCCUCGUUGGCAUCCUAUCCAAGGCCCAGCAGGAAGUGCCCUCCUGGCUGGAAGAGUCAGCGUUCAGGGGCUCCGGGUCUGAAGGCGUCAGGGGCUUCAACUCCACAGACUCCAGGAAGGGAGGAUCCUUUGCAGACAGCGGAGCAAGGAGCCAGGCCGCUGCUGCGCCAGCUGAAGAAGAAGAAGAAUGGGAAUAGAGAGACAUUUAAGCCAAGCACUCAACAUUGACCUGAGUUAUUUUUCUUUUCAUGUGUUCAGCUUGUUGUAGUGUUUUUGAAGUUUCUCAUAAGUUCCUUUUAAUGGAGUUAAAGAACAUAUGUCAUAUGUCUGAAUUAAAAUUCCAAUGUUAUUACUUAUUGUUUAUCACUGCGGUCAAGAACCAAUAAAUAAUAUUUGUUCAAAGCC